CGCCAUUCUCCUGCCCUAGCCCGCCGCCGCCACUCUCCUCGCUCGCCGUCGCCAUCAUUCUCCUGCCCUAGCCCGCCGCCGCCACUCUCCUCGCUCGCCGUCGCCGUCAUUCUCCUGCCCUAGCCCCACCGCAUCUCCGGCCACGACGAUGAGCCGGCCACCUCAAGCAACGAGGUGACAUGGAUCCAACCCCUCCCAACCACCAUUCGCGAUAGAGGUUAAUGCUGCUUGAACCCCCAACGCCCUCUCUCUGCUCGGCCACCCAAUCUGCUCUUCCUGUCAAGGUGGAUUAGGGAGAUAUGCUACUUUGCUAUUGUUUAGGGUCAAUGCACAUAGAAUUAUUCUCCUGGAAUUGCCUGCAUUAGUUCAGCAUGCCUUAAUAGUUCAUUUUUAUUUGAUGGACUAUGGAUUUGAUGGAUGAAUUUUGAUGGCCACAUUCAGUCAGUGCGAAAUGUAUCGCAGUGGUUUAUAAUUUAGUGAUAACUAGACUUUCCUAUGCUGUGUUGUCAUAUAUAUUCUUAUUGUUCGUGUCAUGAUGUGUGUAUGCAAGCUGUCAAUGGUAGCAUGGCCUAAUGAUCGGUUGAACCGUGUAAGCAUAGCCAACCAAAAUCCACCUGAGUGGUUUGGGCAUGGGUGAUUUUCUUUCGUAUCGCUUGUGCCCUGUAAUCCCCGGCGUGGUGGCACUACAUGGUUCACUCAAUCAUCAGGCCAUGGAAUUGUUUGUAGCUUAUUUAGAGUGUAAAUUAUUUUUUGCUGUGAUAAUCAUACUAACCGAUUGCUUUAUCCUCUUGUUGCAUGUACACAUGGAACCCACAACUCAUUGCUUCUGAAGUUGGACAAGGAAGCAGUUGAAGGAACUUAGUUUCUGCUUUGAUAUAUAAGCAUUGCUUCACCCUGUCAAAAUGUCUCCUACAACAACAAACUCCUGUAGUGACAGUAACGCAUCAUCACAACGCAACGACGGUGAACGUUCUUCAUAGGCUCACUCAGCGCAGACUGCUGCGAGUAGUACUCGAUCCCGCGGGUCAAGGACACAAACCAAAUGGCCAGAAGACAAGUUGAUUGCAACUGGACUUGAUGAAAAAUUUUGGCCUACCCUAGAUGCUGCAAGGGAAAGAUUUGUAUUAGUCUGUGGCCUCAUUGCUCGGGAGAGGGUGUCAAUCAACAGGAAGCUUGAGGAUCUCUCACCUAUUGAGAAGGAAUAGCUAUUCAAAGCUUUAUUGGAAAAGCUAGAGUACCCAGCCAAUCUGGAACAAACUGUUCGCAACAAGGCAAUUAAGGUAGCUAUGUCAGAGAUUGCAACCUUGCAACAGCAGUUCAAGGCCCAUUUAAGAAAAACUUAUGUGAGGCAAGAGGAGUCUCCUUUUGAGAAGCAUGGCUUUUUGAAGCCAGAAGACUGGGAGGUGUUUGUGCAGGAAACCAAUUCUCCUUUUUUUCAGCGAGUGAGCCAGGAGAUGAAAGAUAAGAGAGCAUUGCAUAAUAAGCCGCAAAAGACGGGAACAAAAGGUUAUCAUGGUUAAAGGAAAGAGUGGGAGGAGGAGGAUGCAAAGCUAGCUAGAGAAGGAAAAGAGAACCCUUGGGACCAAUUUCCUGGACGUUCGAGGCCAUAUCUGCGGGCAAGGGCGGCGAAGAGGAUGACCACUAGUGAAGGCACUAGUGAAGGAAGCGGGGACAUAACAUUCAGUAACCCUGCGGUGGUGGGGCUAGCAAAUAAGGUGAAAGACCUUGCAUCUAAGGCAAGCGAUGGUUCUUUCACUGGGGUUAGGGAGAAUGAUAUCCUCACCACGGCACUUGAGAAUCCAGAGCAUCAAGGUCGGUUCCGAGGCGUGUCUAGUUCAGUUGGCUGGGGUAAAGGGUUUGGUGAAGAGUUUUGCUGGAAUGUACAGGAAGAAGAGGAAGAAGAUGAAGGAGAGGUAUGAUGCGGAGAAGGAAAAGAUAGUUGGUGAAACAGCCAUCAGAGUUAUCAACAUGCUAAGACAAGCAGGCAUGGUUAUACCGGAUGCUCUGUGUCCUACCCAACCAACACACAUCGGUAGCAGCGAGCAAGAAGAUGCGAGUGUCAGUGAGGAAGAAGAUGUGAGUGGCAGCGGGGAAGAGCAUGGGCCAGCUGUCGAGAAUGAAGCGAAUGUACAACACAGUGAUAGUCGAUCAUCUAUGCUGGGCACAAUAGAUAAGCUGACAAAGCCAACCAAGUGCAGCCUUUUGGAUGGCACCGGGCAUAACUUGGAGCUCGCAGUAGCCACUGUCUAUCCAUAUCAAGAGACUUGCCAUUGUGUACCGGUGCAGGAAAGGUAUGCAGUGGUGCAACCUACUUAUGUGUGGUCCAAUACGAGUCACUUCCGUCUGCCUGUGCCAGUAGGGGGAUGAGAUAACAACCUUAGGUGAGGCUCUCGGUACAAGGAUCCAAUGGUCAAAGUACAGGAUCCUUAUAUCACCCAGGACGAGACAGCCCAACUCUGUAACCGCAUCAGGUAGCAGGGGUACAGCAUCAGAUGCAGGUACUGUAGCUCAGCAUCCGCAAGAGAAGGCUCAGCACCAACAGCAGCAGAUCAGCAAAACUACGCAGCAGCAGCAAGAGAAGCAGGAGUCACAACAGGAGCCUCGACGACAGGAGGAGGCCUAGGCAAUCUCCGCCUAAGCAUCAGCCACAACCGGAGCCUCUACAAUAGAAGGAGGGAGAGCGCAGCCAAUCUCCGCCUAAGCAACAGUCACCGCAGGAGGAGAAGCAGGCCAGGAAACCUCUGCCUAAAGAUGAGCUUGUUAAUGCUAUUUGGACAACACAGAAUCCAAAAUACAAGCCUGGUGUGCCUAUGUUGUCAGAAGCGGAUUUAGAGGCUGCUGGACCAAAUUGUGCUAGGUUGCAUGGUUACGUCAUGGAACACAGUAAGGAUAAACUUGGCUUUCCAGCAAAGGUGGCUCAAGCCUACUUUCAAGGUGAUGGUGAUUUAAUGUUAAACAUUGCAUUCAAUGAUGUGUACGACCUUAUAACCCUAGGUGCUCUGGAUGUUAGCUUCUUGAGGUUGUGGACAUUGAAAAUGAUGUAGAAUGUAGCAGAGAUGCAGUGCAGUGUUGGGUUUUUGGACCCACAGGUUGUCACCGCCACGGUGAUUUCUCACCAGCCUAGCACUGUAACACAAGCAAUUAAAAAUGCUAUGAAGAACGACUCUGUGGUGGGUGCCUACAACACCGGUGGCCACUGGGUAACAGUGAUCAUCUCUAUGAAGUACAAAGAGGUUUGGUAUUUAGAUUCUGCUAAACUAUUUCCCGGUCGAAAGUUCACGGACGUCCGACAUAUUGUGAACUGGGCCUUUGAUGCGCACAUGGAAGAAAUGAUGAAAGCAAAUAAGAAAAAGCCAAGAACCAAAUCUAAACUCACGCACAGGAUAGAUGUUAAUUGCGCUCAACAGCCAUCGGGGACCUUUUUGUGUGGAUUCUAUGUGGCAUUCAAUAUGCUAAAACUAGUUGGUGACAUACCUAUAAUGAAAAAGGCUGCUGAUUUCAAAGCUGCCCUAACAGUUUCUAUAGAAGAUCUAAAGCCGGUCCGGGAGAUGCUGUGCGAGUUCAUUCUUAAGGAGACCCUCGACCCAAAGGGCAACUUCUAUAGCGCCUUCUAUUUAUGAUGCACCGUGAGUUCAUUGUAGCCAGAAACUUGAAACUUGUUGCAUUCAGGGCUUGAAACUUGUUGCAUGUUUGAUGAGGAACUUGAUGUGAUCUUGUGUAUAUUCGUGAUA
This is a messenger RNA of Panicum hallii, 3731 nucleotides long. RefSeq lists its product as uncharacterized. The record is from RefSeq and is a predicted model, not a curated record. Gene Ontology annotation, biological process: proteolysis. NCBI's taxonomy places the organism in Eukaryota, Viridiplantae, Streptophyta, Magnoliopsida, Poales, Poaceae. The transcript is spliced from 6 exons. Gene Ontology annotation, molecular function: cysteine-type peptidase activity. Bases 3057 to 3620 code for a protein of 187 amino acids.